Molecule: messenger RNA, 957 nt
Organism: Emys orbicularis (European pond turtle)
Lineage: Eukaryota; Metazoa; Chordata; Testudines; Emydidae
Product: protein NYNRIN-like
Exons: 1
Coding region: 1-957 (318 amino acids)
Biological process (GO): DNA integration
Molecular function (GO): nucleic acid binding
Source: RefSeq, a predicted model, not a curated record
AUGGGAGGCCAUCCCUGGGCUGCCUAUCCUUUUCAAAGGUGGCAGGUGGACUUUGCUGAAGUCCCCCCUUGUAGGGGCUAUAAGUAUUUGCUUGUUUUUAUUGACCAACUUACUGGGUGGGUAGAGUGUUACCCUACACGGCAUUGUCAGGCACGGGCAGUCACCAAAGCCCUGUUACAUGAAAUACUCCCCCGCUUCCAUCUCCCCGAAGUAAUUGAGUCAGACCGGGGAAGCCAUUUUAUCUCCCAGGUGGUUCAACAGGUAUCACGAGCCCUCGGUAUCCAAUGGAAAUUGCAUACACCUUGGAGACCGCAGAGCUCGGGCCAAGUAGAAAGAAUGAAUAGAACUCUUAAAGAUACUCUCACAAAGUUGUGUAUGGAGUCUGGUUUAAAGUGGCUUGAUGCUUUGCCACUUGCCCUUACCCGCAUUCGGAGGGCUCCGCGUAAGGGUCUGAAACUUUCACCCUUUGAACUGGUUUUUGGGUUCCCUCCCCGAGUACUCAUCCCGGGGUACCGAGAGGAUGUAAACUGGGAAAUAGGGAAAGACUCUUUGUGGAAACAGGUUUCUGCGCUACAAUCUGUUUUGUUACAGCUACAUCGAUAUGCAGCGCCUUUCCAGACCCUUCCCUUGGAUCAGCCCGUGCAUUCCUUCCAGAUUGGUGAUCAAGUCCUUAUCAAAAAGUGGAAGCGUGAUCCCCUCAUGCCAAGGUGGGACGGUCCGCACGCUGUAUCGCUCAUCAGCCAGGCCGCCGUUAAGGUCCUCGGGAGCGACAAGUGGACUCAUCAUACACGAGUAAAGCGGUUCUUGAAUCCAAAUCCGGAGAACAACACAACCGAAGAGGACAACAGCCCUCUGUCCGCUCCGGCUCCGGAAGCCCGGGGUGGCACAGGUGAAGACUCUAACUGGGAGUACCAAGGACUAGAAGGACUAAAGGGACUGUUUAGGAGAAAGGGAUAA